AUGACCGAACAAUACUCUGUUGAAGUCGGUGAAGCCGCUAACGAGCACGAAACCGCUCCCAGAAGAAAUAUCAAGGUUAAAGACCAGCCUUUGGUCAGACCCAUAGACUCCUCCGCAUCCACACUGUACGAAUUUGCUCUGGAAUGUUUUGUGAAAGGUGGUAAGAGAGAAGGUAUGGCUUGGAGAGAUAUUAUCGAGAUACAUGAGAAAAAGAAAACUAUAGUCAAGAAGAUAGACGGUAAGGAGAAGCCCAUCGAAAAGACAUGGUUGUAUUACGAAUUGUCCCCUUAUAAAAGCAUUACCUAUGAAGAAAUCACCUGCGUGAUGCACAACAUUGGUCGUGGGCUGAUAAAAAUUGGUGUCCAGCCCAAUGGAGAGAACAAGUUCCACAUCUUUGCCUCUACUUCUCAUAAAUGGAUGAAAACUUUCCUCGGUUGCAUGUCUCAAGGCAUUCCCGUGGUCACCGCGUACGACACAUUGGGUGAGAGUGGCCUGAUUCACUCCAUGGUGGAGACGGAAUCCGUCGCAAUUUUCACGGACAACCAACUAUUGUCCAAACUGGCCGUACCUUUGAAAACCGCCAAGGACAUCAAGUAUGUCAUCCAUAACGAAGUCAUCGAUCCCAAUGACAAGAGACAGAACGGUAAGCUGUAUAAGGCUGCCAAGGAUGGUGUUGACAAGAUUAGAGAAGCGAGACCAGACAUAAAAAUUUACAGUUUUGAUGAAAUCGUCGAGAUAGGUGAAAAGGCUAAAGACGAGAUUGACCUGCAUUUCCCAAAGGCGGAAGAUCCUGCCUGUAUUAUGUACACUUCGGGAUCAACCGGCACACCAAAAGGUGUGGUAUUGACACAUUAUAACCUCGUCUCCGGUAUUGGUGGUGUGGGUUCCAGCGUCAUCGGAUGGAUUGGCCCCUCAGACCGUAUCAUUGCGUUCUUGCCAUUAGCUCACAUUUUUGAGUUGACUUUUGAAUUCGAAGCCUUUUACUGGAAUGCUAAAAUUGGGUACGCCUCCGUGAAGACUUUGUCGCCCACUUCCACGCGGAAUUGCCAAGGUGAUCUGAUGGAGUACAAGCCCUCCAUAAUGGUUGGUGUGGCUGCCGUCUGGGAAACAGUGAGAAAGGGUAUCUUGACCAAGAUCAACGAAUUGCCCGGGUUGUCUCAGAAGAUCUUUUGGACUGUCUAUGCCCUGAAGGAAAGAAAUCUUCCAUGCAGCGGAUUUUUGAGUGGGUUGAUGUUCAGGAGAAUCAGAGACGCCACUGGUGGGAACCUAAGAUUUAUUCUAAAUGGUGGGUCCGCAAUCAGUAUAGAUGCUCAAAAAUUUCUUUCCAACGUUCUGUGUCCUAUGCUAAUCGGUUAUGGGUUAACUGAAGGUGUUGCCAACGCAUGUGUUUUAGAACCUGAACAUUUCGAUUACGGUAUUGCCGGUGAUCUUGUCGGGACUAUUACUGCCAAAUUAGUGGAUGUCGAAGAUCUAGGUUAUUUUGCAAAGAACAAUCAAGGUGAGUUGCUUUUGAAGGGCGCUCCCAUCUGCUCUGAGUACUAUAAGAAUCCCGAAGAAAGCGCUGCCGCCUUUACCGAAGAUGGCUGGUUCCGUACCGGUGAUAUUGCCGAAUGGACUCCCAAGGGACAGGUUAAAAUCAUUGAUAGAAAGAAGAAUUUGGUCAAGACCCUAAAUGGUGAAUACAUUGCAUUGGAAAAACUAGAGUCCAUUUACAGGUCAAACUCUUACGUCCAAAACAUCUGUGUUUAUGCGGAUGAAAGUAAAGUCAGACCGGUUGGUAUUAUGGUACCUAACCUAGGACCGUUAUCCAAGUUGGCUGUCCAAUUAGGUGUAAUGGAACCAGGUGAAGACGUCGAAUGCUAUAUCCAUGAAAAGAAACUGCAAGAAGCCGUUUGUCAGGAUAUGCUUUCAACUGCCAAGUCUCAAGGUUUGAACGGUAUCGAAUUAUUAUGUGGUGUUAUUUUUUACGAAGAAGAGUGGACUCCUGAAAACGGGCUUGUUACAUCUGCUCAAAAAUUAAAGAGAAGGGAUAUCCUAGCCGCUGUCAAACCAGAAGUGGAAAGAGUUUACGAAGAAAACAACUAG
Molecule: messenger RNA, 2085 nt
Organism: Saccharomyces kudriavzevii IFO 1802
Lineage: Eukaryota; Fungi; Ascomycota; Saccharomycetes; Saccharomycetales; Saccharomycetaceae
Gene: FAA4
Product: long-chain fatty acid-CoA ligase FAA4
Exons: 1
Coding region: 1-2085 (694 amino acids)
Biological process (GO): long-chain fatty acid metabolic process; long-chain fatty-acyl-CoA metabolic process
Cellular component (GO): endoplasmic reticulum; lipid droplet; plasma membrane
Molecular function (GO): long-chain fatty acid-CoA ligase activity
Source: RefSeq, a predicted model, not a curated record